Molecule: messenger RNA, 1578 nt
Organism: Vanderwaltozyma polyspora DSM 70294
Lineage: Eukaryota; Fungi; Ascomycota; Saccharomycetes; Saccharomycetales; Saccharomycetaceae
Gene: SDS24
Product: Sds24p
Exons: 1
Coding region: 1-1578 (525 amino acids)
Biological process (GO): cellular response to glucose starvation; regulation of mitotic metaphase/anaphase transition
Molecular function (GO): protein serine/threonine phosphatase inhibitor activity
Source: RefSeq, a predicted model, not a curated record
AUGUCAACAAACAUAUCAAAUAAAAACAGUAUGUCAACUUCAGGUUCAAAUAAUAAUACUAAUAACAAUAACAACAGCGGUUGUAGUAGCUCAAAUUCUAGCCAGAGACAUAACUCUAUCGUCGAAUUAUUAUCAACACCACCACAAUUACCACAUCAACAUCAUUUUAAUAAAUCACGUCAAAAUUCUAAUUUAAAUGAAUCAAUGUCUGAUUCUGGUGAAAGUGGUUUAAGAAGGGUCGAUUCCUAUUCUUCAAAUGAUUCUAUUUCAAUCUUAUCAAUCAACUCAGCCCACAACCAUACAGAUGUCGGUGAUGUAAUUAUAAAUAAUGAAUUGACCGCCUCUACAACUGCAUCAACAGUCGGUUCUGGUAACUCAAAUCAAUUAACACAAACUACUUCCCAAUGUAUUUCAUCUACCCAUUCUCAAAAAUGGCAACAUAUCCAAUUAACUCAAUUAAUUGAACAAAACAAAUUAAUUACUGUCCAAGGGUCAAUCUCAAUUGAAGAAGCUUUCAAUACAUUAAUGAAAUAUCAUUUAACAUCUUUGCCUGUUGAAUCAUAUCCUGGUGAUAUGAAUUGCUUCACAUUUGAUUACAAUGAUUUAAACUCUUAUUUACUGCUAGUGUUAAAUAAAAUUACCGUUAAUAACAGGGAAAUUACACAAGACUGUCAGAAUGGGAAACCUGUGCCAGUAGGUGAAAUCAUUAAAUUGACUCCAAAGAAUCCAUUCUAUAAACUUCCAGAAACAGAAAAUUUAUCCACUGUACUAGGUAUUUUAGGUUCAGGAGUACACCGUGUUGCAAUUACAAACACUGAAAUGACAAAAAUAAAGGGUAUCCUAUCUCAAAGACGUUUAAUUAAAUAUUUAUGGGAUAAUGCAAGAUCAUUUCCAAGUUUGGAACCAUUGUUUAAUUCCUCACUGCAAGAAUUACAGAUUGGCGUUCUAAAUACUCACUCAAAACCUACCUCCAAACAAUCAAGAGUAAUCUCAAUCCAAGGUGAAGAACCUUUAAUAAAUGCCCUUUAUAAAAUCCAUGAAGAAAGAAUAUCCUCUAUCGCAGUUGUUGAUCAUCAAAAUAAUUUAAUUGGUAAUAUUUCAGUCACAGAUGUCAAAUAUGUCACGAGAACUUCGCAAUAUCCAUUGUUGCAUAACACUUGUCGACACUUCAUUUCUGUCAUUUUGAAUACUCGUGGUUUAGAAAUGGGUAAAGAUUCUUUCCCAAUUUUCCAUGUUUACCCAACAAGCUCAUUGGCAAGAACCUUGGCAAAAUUGGUUGCAACCAAAUCUCACAGGUUAUGGAUUGUUCAACCUCCUGAACCAUCUGACAUCAACACUGGUAACACUUCAAACCCUGCCUCUAGCCAUUCUCCUAUGAUGACAGCGGUUGAUCAUUCCCCAUCUCAAACUCCAAACGUUUCACCAACCAACUUAUUUGAAAAAGAAUAUAGAACUGGUAAAUUGAUUGGUGUAAUCUCUUUAACAGAUAUCUUGAGUGUUCUAGCAAGAAAGCAAACUGAUAAUAAACAGGUUGAUCCUUUGAGUGCAAGAAGACAGAGGGGUAGCGUUUCUAUGUAA